Penicillium argentinense is the source of this 2238-nucleotide messenger RNA. RefSeq lists its product as uncharacterized. The transcript has a single exon. Bases 1 to 2238 code for a protein of 745 amino acids. Lineage: Eukaryota; Fungi; Ascomycota; Eurotiomycetes; Eurotiales; Aspergillaceae. The record is from RefSeq and is a predicted model, not a curated record.
AUGUCGGUGAACGACCAACCUCCCUCUGCAGAUCCGACACUCUCUAGUCAGGCGUAUGCAUCUGACCUUGAAGCCCUGGACCAUCGAUUAAAGCGCCUCUCAGAAACCGUACUCCCACUUCACCCCUAUCUCCUGACCCUGCCGACGAAUGCACCGUUCCGCUUGGGAUCCCGCUCUGCGAACAACAAUUGGGCAGUCGGACAUGACCGACCGUUCAGCUCAGAGGAACAACAGCUUCAAUAUAUGACCUUCUUAUCGCACCACAGCGGAGAUUCACUGCUUGUGGCCGUUGGCGACUGGUCAGACGACUCAGGGCGCAUGAUGACCGAUCAACCCACAACCACAACCGCGACAGAGAACCCAAGAGACACGAUCGCCAAGAAAAAGAUCAGUCUGAAGGACUAUAAUACACAGAAGGUCACCAACGUCGUGGCCACCCCCGCAGAAAAUCGCGCUCGAGAGCGGCGGGAGGAAAGCAAACGCGAACGCGAACGCACAGCAACGUCACCGCGAGUGACAAACUCGGAACUAGCGAGAAACGGCAAGCUUGAUACAACACCCAUUCCCUCGAAAUCGCAAACACGACCAUCCCCCAAUCAAGAUUCGCAGAAGCGGCCGUCGGCAACCUUGUUCGAAUCCCUGGAUCCACAAGCAGCCAAAGGCACGGAAAUGCACUCUCCAAAGAAGCCGCGAUUAUCUCCCGAGAAAGAGCCGCGUAUAGAAAGCGUGCCGGCGAAGUCGCGCUCCCCUAGGCUGCCUGCUCUUCUGUCGCCCACACUGCCCCCCACAGCGGCCCCCAAGCUGCCCCGGCUGUUAUCACCAACCCUCCCACCAGACAUCGAGAAAGAGCUAGCAAGGCUCGGAGGCAACUCUCCAACCCGCACAUCCCCCAAACGCGAAAGUACUGGGGCGAGGUCGAAGCGGGACGACGUUUCUCAUCCCCGAUCCUUAGCAUCCGCGAAAGACCCCUCUAAGCCGAACCCGCUACAGCGCAUUGUCAGUCUCAAGUACGGAAAGUCGAAUCGAAAAAGAGUCGAAGCUCUCCUGAAAUUCUCGGCGAAGAAGACCCUAUAUCGUACCAACUUCUCGCCCGGCACGGAAACGGAUUAUGAAGAGGCUCCACACUCCGAAAAGAAAAGAGAUGAUGUUGACCCCGUUCGCAAUAAUAUUGUGUCUAAGAAACCCAAGACAAAAGGCAGGAAUGAGACAGAUGAGACCGCGGGUCCGGUGAGCGGACGGGUCAAAGGAUUCAAAGCCUCUAGCGAUAAGCCUUCCACUCCAACAUUUCAUCCGCCUACGCAGGAUAAGAUCAAACAGACCUCACUGACACCCGUGAAGGAUGUCAAAGGGAUGGUCUCGCGUCGCCAUGACCCCGGAGAUGGCGAUGGCAAGACCCCCGUCAAUCCAACCAACAAGCGAUACUCUACUGAGCUGGGAGCAAAAGGAUCGCCCUCCCAAUCAGAAAGCCGUUGUCGCAACAGCGACCGUCGAGCAUGGCGAGACGAGUUCCAGAGGUUUAGCAACAUAGGUCGAGAACUGAAGCAUGCCGCAGAGCGAUACACAACAACGGCUGGGACUUCGUCUACGGACGAGAAGUUGGCUGCUGUAACCGCAAUUGAAGCCAUCCUCUGCUUUGUUCUUGCUUUUGUUGCCGAUGACCAAUCCAAGGCCCUUGCACGGCAAACCGGUGACUCCUCAACGUGGAUUUCUAUCUUGGCAUACUGGAGAGUGGUCCGGAAAAGGAGCCAGUCAUAUCCAGUCCUACACAGUCUUUCACUCCUUCUAGGGGCCGUCUCCUACGAUGCAAUCCACGCACUUGACCUCGAACGCCUUGCUGCCAGUCCACUACCAGGGGAAAACACCCCGGUUCCCACACCCGGAAGCGAUAGCCACGCCGUGCCAGCCGACGAGAGCAAAAAGGGAUGGGAAAAGUUUCUGGAAUUAAAAAAUCGACUCCCGGAAUGUUAUAAGGAAUCCCAAAAACUGUGGCUAGAAGGGACACGAAGACUCUCAGAAGACAUACUCAGCCAGCAUUUUCCUACCACUUGGUCGCGACGAUCCCAUAACUAUGCUGAGCGAGGAAAAUUACCCCUCAAGGCCGGUGAAUAUGUCGGUGACUAUUUCCUCCCACUCGGGGGGACUACUCCUCCUAUUGAGAUCGUGCGAUUUGGCUGGUCACUUCUUCACGAGUGGUGUUCUCAAGAAGGAGUCGAGUGGAAUGGGCGUCUUAUCCUUUGA